ACACGAAAAUAAUUUCGUAUUAAAAAUUGCAACCAAUGCUGCAAUGUUUCAGUCUAAACCGAAACUUUCGGCCAGACGGGACAUCCGAAGCUUCCUAACCUGGUUUCACCGGAAAUCCGAACUUCCGAAACGUGGUGAUAAUUUAAACCUGGCGAAAGGUUCGAAACUAAUAACCACCAAAAAUUGGUUAAUUAAAUCUACUCAAUCGUUGUUAUAA
Molecule: messenger RNA, 217 nt
Organism: Racocetra persica
Lineage: Eukaryota; Fungi; Glomeromycota; Glomeromycetes; Diversisporales; Gigasporaceae
Source: the annotation of a GenBank genome assembly